Molecule: messenger RNA, 3109 nt
Organism: Budorcas taxicolor (takin)
Lineage: Eukaryota; Metazoa; Chordata; Mammalia; Artiodactyla; Bovidae
Gene: FGFR3
Product: fibroblast growth factor receptor 3
Exons: 17
Coding region: 1-2409 (802 amino acids)
Biological process (GO): fibroblast growth factor receptor signaling pathway; positive regulation of cell population proliferation; positive regulation of kinase activity
Cellular component (GO): signaling receptor complex; membrane
Molecular function (GO): fibroblast growth factor receptor activity; fibroblast growth factor binding; ATP binding
Source: RefSeq, a predicted model, not a curated record
AUGGGCGCCCCGGCUCGCGCCCUCGCGUUUUGCGUGGCAGUGGCAGUCAUGACCGGCGCCGUCCUCGGGUCCCCGGGCCUGGAGCCUCGCGUUGCACCGAGAGCGGCAGAGGCCCCGGGCCCCGAGCCCAGCCCACAGGAGCGGGCCUUUGGCAGCGGGGACACCGUGGAGCUGAGCUGCCGCUCGCCGGCGGGGGUGCCCACGGAACCCACCAUCUGGGUGAAGGACGGCGUGAGCCUGACGCCCUCGGACCGCGUCCUGGUGGGGCCACAGCGGCUACAGGUGCUCAACGCCUCCCACGAGGACGCCGGGGCCUACAGCUGCCGCCAGCGCCUCUCCCAGCGGCUGCUGUGCCUCUUCAGCGUGCGCGUGACAGACGCUCCGUCCUCGGGGGACGACGAAGAUGGGGACGACGAGGCUGAGGACACAGCAGGGGCCCCUUACUGGACGCGGCCCGAGCGGAUGGACAAGAAGCUGCUAGCGGUGCCGGCCGCCAACACGGUUCGCUUCCGCUGCCCGGCUGCUGGCAACCCCACGCCAUCCAUCACCUGGCUGAAGAACGGCAAGGAGUUCCGGGGCGAGCACCGCAUCGGAGGAAUCAAGCUGCGGCACCAGCAGUGGAGCCUGGUCAUGGAGAGCGUGGUGCCCUCGGACCGCGGCAACUACACGUGCGUCGUGGAGAACAAGUCUGGCAGAAUCCAGCAGACCUACACCCUGGAUGUGCUGGAGCGCUCUCCGCACCGGCCCAUCCUCCAGGCGGGGCUGCCCGCCAACCAGACCGCCGUGCUGGGCAGCGACGUGGAGUUCCACUGCAAGGUGUACAGCGAUGCCCAGCCGCACAUACAAUGGCUCAAGCACGUGGAGGUGAAUGGCAGCAAGGUGGGGCCCGACGGCACGCCCUACGUCACCGUGCUCAAGACGGCGGGCGCUAACACCACCGACAAGGAGCUAGAGGUUCUAUCCUUGCGCAAUGUCACCUUUGAGGACGCGGGGGAGUACACGUGUCUGGCGGGCAAUUCUAUCGGGUUUUCCCAUCACUCUGCGUGGCUGGUGGUGCUGCCAGCCGAGGAGGAGCUGGUGGAAGCCGGUGAGGCUGGCGGUGUGUUCGCGGGCGUCCUCAGCUACGGGCUGGGCUUCCUCCUCUUCAUCCUGGCUGUGGCCGCCGUUACGCUCUACCGCCUGCGGAGCCCCCCCAAGAAGGGCCUGGGCUCACCCGCGGUGCACAAGGUCUCCCGCUUCCCGCUCAAGCGACAGGUGUCCUUGGAGUCCAGCUCAUCCAUGAGCUCCAACACACCACUGGUACGCAUCGCCCGGCUGUCCUCGGGCGAGGGCCCCACCCUGGCCAACGUCUCUGAGCUCGAGCUGCCCGCCGACCCCAAGUGGGAGCUGUCCCGGGCCCGGCUGACCCUGGGCAAGCCUCUCGGGGAGGGCUGCUUCGGCCAGGUUGUCAUGGCAGAGGCCAUUGGCAUCGACAAGGACCGAGCUGCCAAGCCCGUCACGGUGGCCGUGAAGAUGCUGAAAGAUGACGCCACGGAUAAGGACUUGUCGGACCUGGUGUCCGAGAUGGAGAUGAUGAAGAUGAUCGGAAAACAUAAGAACAUUAUCAACUUGCUAGGCGCCUGCACGCAGGGCGGGCCCCUGUACGUGCUGGUGGAGUACGCGGCCAAGGGCAACCUACGGGAAUAUCUGCGGGCGCGGCGGCCCCCAGGCACUGACUACUCCUUCGACACCUGCCGGCUGCCCGAGGAGCAGCUCACCUUCAAAGACCUGGUGUCCUGCGCCUACCAGGUGGCGCGGGGCAUGGAGUACCUGGCCUCGCAGAAGUGCAUCCAUAGGGACCUGGCGGCCCGCAACGUGCUGGUGACCGAGGACAACGUGAUGAAAAUCGCCGACUUCGGCCUGGCCCGUGAUGUGCACAACCUCGACUACUACAAGAAGACAACAAACGGCCGCCUGCCCGUGAAGUGGAUGGCACCCGAGGCCUUGUUUGACCGUGUCUACACCCACCAAAGUGAUGUGUGGUCCUUCGGGGUCCUGCUCUGGGAGAUCUUCACGCUGGGGGGCUCGCCGUACCCUGGCAUCCCCGUGGAGGAGCUCUUCAAGCUGCUGAAGGAAGGCCACCGCAUGGACAAGCCGGCCAACUGCACGCAUGACCUGUACAUGAUCAUGCGUGAGUGCUGGCACGCCGCACCCUCGCAGAGGCCCACCUUCAAGCAGCUGGUGGAGGACCUGGACCGCGUGCUCACUGUGACUUCCACCGACGAGUACCUGGACCUGUCAGUGCCCUUCGAGCAGUACUCGCCGGGCGGCCAGGACACCCCCAGCUCCGGCUCCUCGGGGGACGACUCCGUGUUCGCUCACGACCUGCUGCCCCCGGCCCCACCCGGUAGCGGAGGCUCGCGGACGUGAAGGGCCGCGGCCAGCCAGCCGAGCCCCCAUCAAUGUGAGAACAGACCCCAGCCCACCGUGCUGCCGCUGGCGUGCCAUGAUCCCUUGGUCCCGCCGGCCCGGGCCCACGACCUGGAACGGGUGGAUGGAUGGACAGACAGCGUCACCUGUGUGUGUGUGUGUGUGUGUGUGUGUGUGUGUGCGUGCACCCACGCAUGUGUGCUCUGGGGUCCCUGGGGUGCUCGCCCUGCUGUGCGGUGACCUCUUGGCCACCUGGACUGGCAGCUCCAGGGACCAAACGUAGAAUGUAAGGGGCUUCUCCCAUGGGGCCCUCCCUGGGCUCCCUGCCCCCCCCGCGGCCCCCCACAGGGAGCACCAGGGGCUGGCCAGGCUCCGUGUCCAGAGUGGGGUGAGGCCCCUACAAGCACCCAAGCUGAGCCUACAGGGAAGCCCCCAUGUGGCGCACCUCCCCCCCCCCCCAAGUGGCACCUUCUGCCUGGGGUGUUAGCAGCCCCCACCUCCAGGCCUCCCCACUCCCCACCCUGUCCCCCAGAGACUGAAAUUACGGGUACCUGAAGGCGGGAGCCUUUAACUUCUAUCUGAAAGGUUUAUUCCAGAAAUGAGUGUACAUUUAUAUAAAUAGAUGCUGUGUAUAUGAUAUACACAUACAUAUAUAUAAAAAUAUCUAUAUGGGAGAAGGCAGGCCGGUACAACUGACGCU